AUGGAUCGCCUGGUCGAAUCGACUCUGAAGUAUGGUCUGGUGCCCCCGGUGGUCAUGGAAUUCCCCGGCAUCACGGCUGGCGGAGGCUACGCGGGGACCUCCGGGGAGAGCAGCUCGUUCAAGCAUGGCUUCUUCGACAAAACGAUCAAUUCUGUCGAGAUGGUGCUCGCCAAUGGCGACACUGUCACGGCAUCCUCGACAGAGAACUCCGAUCUCUUUCACGGCGCUGCCGGUGCGGUGGGAAGUCUGGGGAUCACCACCUUGAUCGAGCUCCAACUGAUCGAGGCCAAAAAAUACGUGAAAGUGACAUACCAUCCACGAAGAAGCGUAGCGGAGACGAUCGAGUCUCUUCGCGACGAGAUAUCCGACUUUUCGAAUGAUUAUGUCGACGGCAUUCUUUACUCCAAGGACCACGGCGUCGUCGUCACUGGUGAAAUGACGGACGACAAGCCGGAGACGGCUGCCGUGCAGACGUUCAGCCAUCCCUUCGAUCCGUGGUUUUACCUGCACGUGAAGGAUAAGACCCUUUCAAGAUCCUCACCUGCCGUGACCGAGUACAUCCCCCUGGCAGAGUAUCUUUUUCGCUAUGACCGCGGUGGCUUCUGGGUCGGCGCCUCCGCCUUCGAGUACUUCAAAUUCCCCUUCAAUCGGUAUACGCGGUGGUUCCUUGACGACUUCCUGCACACGCGCAUGCUGUACAAAGCGCUCCAUGCGAGCGGUGAGUCCAGUCGCUACGUGGUCCAGGAUCUGGCACUGCCCUUCUCGACAGCCGAAGCCUUCAUUGACUACACCGCUGAAAAGUUCGGCAUCUGGCCGCUGUGGCUCUGCCCGCUGCGACAAUCGCCUCAGCCGACGUUGCAUCCCCACACAGGGGAAGUGGAGGCCGACGGCCAGACGCCAAAGCCGAUGCUCAACAUCGGGGUCUGGGGCUUCGGUCCCGCGGACCCGGACGCUUUCGUGGCUGCGAACCGCGACCUGGAGCGUCGGCUGCGGGAGCUGGGCGGGAUGAAAUGGCUGUACGCGCACACCUACUACACGGAGCAGGAGUUCUGGGAGAUGUACGACCGCGAGUGGUACGAUAACCUGCGGCAAAAGUACUCCGCGUCGACGCUCCCCAGCGUGUAUGAGAAAGUGAAGGUGGACGUCGAGAAGAAUCGCCGCGAGAGGGAGUCUUGGGGCGGGUGGUUGAGGUCGCGGUGGCCUUUGGGCGGGCUGUGGGGGAUCUGGAAGGCGAUCGAGAGUAGAAAUAUAGAUAUAGACAUAGACCUUGAGUGUACUAAUAGAGCGGCUAUAAUAGAUAGACACAGAUUUAUUCUGAACAAUGCGAAAUUCUUUCUGUCUAGUGUAAGGGACCUAGGAUUGUGA
Molecule: messenger RNA, 1365 nt
Organism: Rasamsonia emersonii CBS 393.64
Lineage: Eukaryota; Fungi; Ascomycota; Eurotiomycetes; Eurotiales; Trichocomaceae
Product: FAD-binding protein DIMINUTO
Exons: 2
Coding region: 1-1365 (454 amino acids)
Biological process (GO): steroid metabolic process
Cellular component (GO): cytoplasm; membrane
Molecular function (GO): Delta24(24-1) sterol reductase activity; flavin adenine dinucleotide binding
Source: RefSeq, a predicted model, not a curated record